Molecule: messenger RNA, 3679 nt
Organism: Rhinichthys klamathensis goyatoka
Lineage: Eukaryota; Metazoa; Chordata; Actinopteri; Cypriniformes; Leuciscidae
Gene: asph
Product: aspartate beta-hydroxylase
Exons: 10
Coding region: 124-1542 (472 amino acids)
Biological process (GO): peptidyl-aspartic acid hydroxylation
Cellular component (GO): membrane; endoplasmic reticulum
Molecular function (GO): peptidyl-aspartic acid 3-dioxygenase activity
Source: RefSeq, a predicted model, not a curated record
GCUCUGGGCCUCAGUGUACUAUGAAGGCAUAGGGAUUUGAUUUUACAGGGCAUCAAGUACCAGAACUGAGACUGGAAUUACGGUCAAUUCGUAGUAAGAAACGUCGAAGAACUACCACUUGCAAUGGCUAAGAGAAAUACAAAAGGAACAGUUAAAAAAGAGGCCAAGCCGCAGCUGGCGCAUAAGAAUGGGAAGAAGGCAGAGGUUGGCGGAGGAACCUCGUUCUUCACCUGGUUCAUGGUUUUAGCCCUUCUAGGUGUCUGGACCUCUGUAGCUGUGGUGUAUUUUGACCUUGUUGACUAUCAAGGUGUAAUUGCCAAAGCAAAGGACUUUCGCUAUAAUCUUUCAGAGGUAUUACAAGGUAAACUUGUGUCCUAUGAUGCUGAUGGUGAUGGGGACUUUGAUGUGGAAGACGCUAAAGUACUACUAGGACUGAAAGAUAAGCCCACCAUUGAGAACAGUGAACCGGUUAAGGCAGCCUCUGCUGAACCUGUGGAAGAAGCUCCAGACUCUAUUGUGGAGGAAGAGAUCCAAGCCAUUAAAGUUGAAGAAGCUGCUCAGCCGCCACCAGAACCAGAAACUGUGGAGGAGGAGCCAGUUGCUGAGGAAGAGCCUAUUGCUGCAGAAGAGGAAGUAGCUGAGGAGGAACCAGAGGUUGAAGAAGAGCAAGAAGUUCCCGAGGAAGAACCUGAAGUUGUGGAGGAAGUGCCAGAGGAUACAGACACUGUUCCAGUUGAGGAAGAGGCUUUUGAGGAGGCAAUGGAAGAGCUUGCAACAGAGGAAGAGGUCAUACCAGUUGAGGAAGCUGCUCCAGUGGAAGAAGAUUCAUCAGUUGAAGAGAAAAUAGAAAUAGUAGAUGAAGAUACACCAGAGGAGGAGGUAGUUGAAGAGGUUGCACCGGUGGAAGAAGCAAUUGAGGAAGUGUUGGAGGAAGGUGAUGCACCAGUGGAAGAGGUAAUAGAAGUAGUAGAAGAGAAUGCACCAGUAGAAGAACCUGUUGAGGAGCUUGUACCGGUAGAAUCUGCGGACGAGCUUGAGCCAGUAGAAGAAGCUGUUGAGGAGCUUGAGCCAGUAGAAGAAGCUGUGGAGGAGCUUGAGCCAGUAGAAGAAGCUGUGGAGGAGCUUGAGCCAGUAGAAGAAGCUGUGGAGGACCUUGAACCAGUAGAAGAAGCUGUGGAGGACCUUGAACCAGUAGAAGAAGCUGUGGAGGAGCUUGAACCAGUAGAAGAAGCUGUGGAAGAACCUGAACAAGUGGAGGAACCUGAAAUAGAAGAGCAAGUGGAAGAAGUAGAAACACCUGAAGAGACAGUUGAGGAGUCUGUAGAAGAGACUGUAACAGAAGAGGAACUUAUAGAGGAAACAGAUGAGGCAGGUCAGGAAGAUGAGGAAGUAGAAGACUCCAUAAUGGAGGAAACCAAGCUUGAUGAAGAGAAUAUGGAAGAAGAGGAGGAUGCAGCUUCUGAGGAAGAGCAGGCUGAGGAAGACUUUGCAGAAGAUAUUAACCAAACAGAAGAACUUGAAGAAGAGCCCACAGAAACAUAAAACAUUAGGAAGUGUGUAAGAUGCGGAGAGGACCAGCACCACAUGGCAUUCCACUGGAAGUGUGCAGCUGCCGAUUCCCACCAUGGAGUAAAAAAAAGAGAAUGCUACUAUAUUACCCUUUCAUUUUCCUGGACUUUUUCUUUUUUAAUACAAGCCUUUCUGUUAAUUGAUAAUGCAGUGUACAAGUACACAUUUAUUUGAAUGUUUUGUCAACAUUUGUUUGGUGGUUUGACCCCCCCCCCCCCCCCUUCCCUUUUCUAAUCCCUAUUUUGUAAUUACUGACAAAGCUUUUUCCCCAUCCUCUAACAUAGAUGUGAAGUAGCCAUUUCUUAAUGAUCAAGGAUGAUAGUUUGGUUUCCUAUGUAUGUACAAACACCACCAUGUUGCUUUGUAGCUCAGAGAUCUUCACAUUCAUCAGUGUCUCUCUUCGUUAAAUCUAAUUGCUUUAAUGUGAAGGUACUAUGCAAAGCUGCACUGAUCUUUUGCUCUUUUUACCCUUAGGUUUUGUACUACCAAUAUGUAUUGAGUCUACAUUUCCAAUGUUGCAUAUCAAGGACAAGUUUAUGCUGGCAGGUUAACCAAGAUAAUUGCUAUGUGAACUUUGUAUGAAUGGGCGUGCAUGUGCAUGUUUGUGUCAAUUUAAAAAAUCUUGUUUAACUUUAUGCGAAGCAAUCAUUUGAGCCAUUUUUCUCACUAGUAUGUAUUCAUGGUGUUUUCCUAUGUGUUUUUCAGUGUAUGGUCAACAUUUAAGUACCUCUGUUGGUAUUUUCCUCAAUACUGUAACUGUUUUGCUAAGAGCUCAGAGAGUGGAGAACUUGUUUUUGCAUUUCUUCAUAUUUAGAUUUCACAUUUUUUAAUUCAGAAGCAUAUCUCUGCUCCCCAUCAAACUUUAUUUAUAGUCAUGCCUUUUUCAGUAAGUCUUGUUUCAUAGGCUCAUGAUUUGACAAGCUCUAUUUCAGGCAAACACUCCAGCUGCUGUGCAGUGUGCGUAUGAGAAACCGUGUUGUUUAAUGGGAUUGUCAUCUUGUGUAAUAACUGGUGAAGGAUGCCCACAUAAAUAUGGAGCACCCUACUUUACAAAAUGUUUUAUUUUUGUAGCAGGGUAAAGAUUUUUCCUAGUGCUUUUUGUGGGACAUCACAAGUCAGUAUGUGCUAAUUAACUUGUCAAAUGUAAUGCACUGCCUAUGGAUUGAAUUCUCAGUGCAUUUAUUCUGGCCCUUUCAACUGUUGCAGGCACAUCUGUAAGAAUACAAUAUAGAAACAAUACAGUUUUGUUGUACUACAUUCAGAAAGGAAGAUGACUAUGGUAUUUUGUCACAUUAAUAUCGCAGAAAGACAAAAAUUGUUUGUAUUUGCUAUUAAUGUUGUCAUGGUUUUUAUCACAAUAAUGUAGCUUUCACCCUCGAUGCAGAGUAAACUGUUAAGAAACUGAAAACAGGUUUGAUCUUUUAAAGGAAACCCAAUUCUGGCUCCUGAAGUGUUUCACUGUGGAUUCUUUUAUUUUUUUUUCAUUUUUUUUCAUUGUAAUGUUGUGUGUUACACUGUGGUUUUAUGGGGCCUGCCAGAAUAGAUGUUGUUUUUGUGCUAGACUUUAGGAAAUUCUGCAAAUCUCUUCAAUGGUUUCAUAACAUAUACUGGCUGCAAUGUAGUUUUUAGGGUUUUCUUCUUUCUACAAAACUAGAGGGUGUUUUCGACCCCUAACACUUUUGAAGUCAAUGUGAAUUUUUAAAGUGGUAUUAAUUUCUUGUUUAGGAUUUUUAAGGAAUUCUUUUAUUUAGAAUUUGACACUUUAUAGUCAAAUUGAAUUAAUUCUACAAAAGUGUUAACUUCUCAAAGCCAUAUGUGAAAGGUUGGGUAUAGCAGCUUUAGUAUGGGUCGUGCUCUAAGGGACAGACCCCUCACAACCAGCAAUAAUACCAUGUGUAUAGGGGGUAAUUCUUUUAUUGAAAUCCACAUACAAACAGAUGUUUACUCAAGGCUUUCUAUUCAGAGGUUUACAUGAAAUCCUGCUGUAUAGGCUAACUCAUUUUAAGUUAUUGAGGCAUUGAAAUUAUAUGGAGUUUUGGGUGACAUAAAUCUGUAAACAACUGUAAAUGUUUUGUUUGAGUGCUGCAAUAAAGGUUGGGACAACAAAGUC